AUGAAUUCGGCGUUGGCGAUGCUGGUAUUCUUAUCUUGGGUGUUGCUUCCCAUUUCGAACGCCCUACACAUCACCGACGAGACUAUCGACAACUUCCUCCUCGAAGAGUAUGAUUACAUCGUCGUCGGAGGUGGUCUCUCAGGCUUGGCCGUCGCCAACCGUCUGAGUGAGGAUAAGAAUAGUAAGUCUUUCUUCUUUCUCAUCCUCCGCGCGCGCGCGCGCUUCGACAAAGCUGACCAUACGCCAGCGGCUGUUCUCGUGAUCGAGUCUGGCGAGCUCGACGGACGCGAGAGCAGGGUCAUCGCGCCUGGCUACAUCGGCCUCACACCGCCCUCGCCAUACGGCAAGAGCGUCACAACGGCUCCUCAGACCUUCCUCGAUGGCAAGACGCGCGAGAUCAGCCAGGGCAGAGUCAUUGGCGGCGGUUCCGUCACGAAUGGCAUGUGCUGGACCAGAGGAUCGGCAGCGGACUUUGAUGCUUGGGAGGAGCUGGGAAACCGAGGAUGGGGAUGGAAGAGCCUUCUUCCCUAUUUCAAGAAGGUUGAGACGUAUACCACGAACGUUGAUCAAGAUACUCAGGACCGCCUCAACAUUCACCCAGAUAUGUCGGUUCAUGGCACAGAAGGACCCAUCAAUGUCGCCUAUCCGGAGUACUUUUACAACUCGUCGGACCAUGUAAUUCACGGACUAUCAGAGAUGGGCAUCCACCUCUCGGGCGACCUUAACACGGGCGACCCGACAGGAGCCAUGAUGGUUCCGUCCAGCAUGUCUCCCACCAACCAGACCCGCUCCGAUGCAAGAACAGGCUACUUCGACCCGGCCAUCUCGCGUCCGAACCUGCACGUCGUUACCGGGCAGACCGCGACACGUCUCAUUGUGGGCUUGCCCGGCUCGCUGGCCAAGGAGGGAACCCGCCGUCGAAUCAUGGGGGUUGAUUUCUCAUCUGAGCCCCUUGGCAUCAACAGAACAGUCACGACCAGAAGGGAGGUAAUCCUUGCUGCCGGCGCGAUCCAGUCGCCCACGCUUCUCCAGAUUUCGGGCAUUGGUCCUCGCAAAGUCUUGGAGUCAUUGAAUAUCUCUGUGCAGAUCGAUCUGCCAGGUGUCGGAAACAACUUUCAGGAUCAUCCCAUGGCCCAAUUCGGGUUCGACUACUCCAACUCAUCCAUAUUCACUUCUCGUGGCCUCACCGGCGCAGCCUUCGACAGCGCGCUCGACACCUUUGUCACAAACCACACCGGCCCCCUGACCGCCCCCCUAAUCAACACAGUCGCCUUCCCCAGCCUCCAAUACCACGCAUCCGAAUGGAAACCCCUCCUCCAGCACGCCACAAACCAAUCCUCCUUCACCUUUCUCCCGCUCGACACCCCACCGACGGUGCAAUCCGGCUACACCCGCCAAAAGCGCCUCGUCCUCUCCCACUUGGCCCGCCCGGACGUCGGCGCCUACGAGCUCCUCGCCGCCUCCUGGGGCCAGAUGUCCAUCGCCAACCAGAAACCCCUAUCCCGCGGCACCGUGCAUCCCCGCUCGGCCUCACUCUUUGACGGACCCGUGGUCGACCCGCGCUACUGCGCCAACCCUCUCGACUGCAAAAUCAUCCGGCUCGGCCUACAACUUGUCCAACGCCUCAUGCGCACGGAGGCAAUGAUGCCUCUCCAGCCCGUCGUUGAGGACCCGCGCCUCAACUCGACGGACGAGACGGAGCUCAUGGCGGCGCUGAAGCCGCUCGUCGGCACAGAGUAUCACCCCAGCGGCACGACGAGCAUGAUGCCGCUGGAGCUGGGCGGGGUCGUGGACGCGGAGCUGAUGGUGUACGGGACGUGUAAUCUGCGCGUUGUCGAUGCCGGAAUCAUGCCGCUUGUUCCGGGGGCACAUAUACAGGCUGCUGUGUAUGCUGUUGCCGAGAAGGCUGCGGAUAUCAUCAAGGCUGCUGCGGGCGGACCGGACUUGUGUCCCUUGGGUCGGCCCGAGUGGCCGCCUGUUUAA
Messenger RNA from Colletotrichum scovillei, 1983 nucleotides. Its product is annotated as GMC oxidoreductase. The transcript has 6 exons. Gene Ontology annotation, biological process: secondary metabolite biosynthetic process. NCBI's taxonomy places the organism in Eukaryota, Fungi, Ascomycota, Sordariomycetes, Glomerellales, Glomerellaceae. Gene Ontology annotation, molecular function: flavin adenine dinucleotide binding; oxidoreductase activity, acting on CH-OH group of donors. The record is from RefSeq and is a predicted model, not a curated record. Bases 1 to 1983 code for a protein of 660 amino acids.